AAGUGUGGUACGCUGGCUUAGGUCGUGCCAAUCACCACUGACGAUAUCCUACUUACUGCCUAAGUACAGUACAAAAGCUUGGGAACCCAUCAAGCUCACAACCGCCGUCUUCACGCCCAAACCUCACUAUGGGUCCGCGAGUUCGAAGCCUUCGACAUUUCGAAGGCAUUGCCCUUUCACACAGGACCGUUUCACAAACUCCCCGCUUCGUGCACUCCAGCUCACGUCGCCACGUCUCUGCUGCUCCAACGUCACCAACUUCUUCCUCACAUCUCCUCUCUAAUUCGCCACCCACAAGGUCACCGCCGACACCGUCCCGACUCGCUCGCCUCCCAACUUCGUCAGUCCUUCGCUCCUACCUCAUUACUGGAAUGUCAUCGUCGCCUGCCCUCCUUUCACUAUGCUUCACUGUCCUGCGGCGAAUGCUCGAUUCCAAGUCCUUCCUCAUGAGCAUCGAACGGAAUCCAGUCCUUGCAAAACUUCUGAAGUCAACGUUCUAUGCACAGUUCUGCGCCGGUGAGACAUCGAAAGAAGUUAAGGUGAACACGACUGCCGCACGUGAUGUACUGGGGUACGAUGGGAUAAUCCUUGAAUACGCUCUUGAAGUGCUAGGAGGAGGUACAAGCCAGAUCACAGAAGAAGAGACAGCGAAGGAAAUUGAGGUUUGGAGGAAAGGCAUGUUGGAGUCUGUUGAGGUGGCUAGGGAGGGAGAUUUCAUUGGUUUGAAAUGGUCUGGCCUCGGUCGCCGCGCGCUCCAGCUUCUGAAAUCCCAAGAAGAUGCCACACCAGCUAUGUGGUCUGCCAUUCUCGCGGCCUGCGAUGCCGCGGCCGCGAAGAACGUGGCACUCCUUCCCGGCGCCGAAGAAGAAUCCACAAACCCUGGUCUUGAUAAAUGGACAUUGGCUCUCCAGAAGAAAUAUAACACCCCAGAAAGCGGCCAUGCCAUCAUCUACUCAACCUACCAAUGCUACCUUAAAUCCACACCCAUAAAACUCGCACAACAUCUCGCACAAGCAGAGCGGGAGGGAUAUAUCGCCGGUGUAAAGCUAGUUCGUGGUGCAUAUCUCGCAUCCGAGCCACGGCAAUUAAUCUGGAACACAAAAGAAGAAACUGACGCAUGCUAUGACGCCUGUGCCGAAGCCGUCCUCAGACGCCACUGGACAUCCAGUAUCCUCCCACCUCCACCACCAUCUCAUUCAACCUCAGCAUCCACUCCCACCUCCACCUCCGCCUUCCCCAACGUCAACAUCGUCCUCGCAACCCACAACCACGCUUCCGUCCAACGCGCCCAAGCAAUACGAUCUUCACAGCUGCUUUCCUCGUCCGCGGAGUCCCUGCCGCGUCUCACGUACGCCCAGCUUCAAGGCAUGGCAGAUGAGAUCAGCCAAGAACUCGUGCAAGCCGCGGACAAGAAAGCAGAUGUCCAGGCUAAGGUUGUGAAGUGUAUGACGUGGGGUACUACUACCGAGUGCUUGAAUUUCCUGUUGAGGCGGGCAAGCGAGAACAAAGAGGCGGCGUUGAGGACGGAGGAUACGAGACGCGCUAUGGGUAAGGAGUUGUGGAGGAGGGUCAAGGGUGCUUUUGGGGUAAUCUAAAGAUAAAGGGAGGGAAGGAUUGGGGCAGGAAGAGGGGCGUAAGUGGGUUUGUGCUCAUAGUGAUCGUGGUGUUUGCGGGUCGGUCAUGGAGGAUGAGUGUACAUUUACGUGGCAUGAUCGUGUUUGUUUCGCAAGCGGCAUCAAGAUCCUUUCUGCUAGAAAAGGGAGAAUGAAGCAUAUGUACAUGAUUCAACGACAAUGGCCGGAAUGAGGAAUUAGGAAACGAAAUCUCACGGCCUUGACUCAACGGCUG
Lindgomyces ingoldianus is the source of this 1848-nucleotide messenger RNA. Its product is annotated as FAD-linked oxidoreductase. NCBI's taxonomy places the organism in Eukaryota, Fungi, Ascomycota, Dothideomycetes, Pleosporales, Lindgomycetaceae. The transcript has 2 exons. The record is from RefSeq and is a predicted model, not a curated record. The coding region runs from base 129 to 1595 and encodes 488 amino acids. Gene Ontology annotation, cellular component: mitochondrion. Gene Ontology annotation, molecular function: FAD binding; proline dehydrogenase activity.